AUAUAUAUCAAGGUUUAGAAAUCCAGAGAAAUUACAGUCUGAAGCGGGUUACUAUCUUUCCAGCUUGAUGGGCGCAAUUUCAUUUAUUGAAAAUAUGGAUGUUUCAUCACUCUCUAUAACACAAGAUGAAUUUGAUAAAAAUAUUGAAAUAACCAUGAAAGAACUUGAAAAGGAAUGGCCAGAAAUACCAAAAAAUACAAGGGAAAUCAGCUACGAUAAUGUUAUGCAUCCUUCAAGA
Funneliformis mosseae is the source of this 238-nucleotide messenger RNA. The record is from the annotation of a GenBank genome assembly. NCBI's taxonomy places the organism in Eukaryota, Fungi, Glomeromycota, Glomeromycetes, Glomerales, Glomeraceae.